GGGUGGCCGCGGCUGCGGCAGCCUCGGCGGCCAGCCUCGGCGGCCAGCCUCGGCGGCAGCGCCCCGCCGUCUGCAGUCAUGAGCUUGCUGUGCUCGUGCGCCGGCAGGCGCCGGGACAAGCGGACGCCGCCGCCCGAGGCCCCGCCGGCGAGCCAUGGGGUGGCCGCGGACCUGGGCUCCGCGUCCUCGCUCUCGUACCUCCGGUCGCCGCCGCAGCGCCGCAAGUUCCCCGCGGGGCCAGACACGCCCGCAUCCUCGUCGGCGGCGUCGAGCCGGUCCGGGGCCUCGUUCUGGUUCGGCCAGUCCUCCGAGUCGUCGUUGUACCCGGGCGCCAACGCGAGGUCGUCGGCGGCAUGGCGCCGCCGCUCCGGGCUGUCCUGGUGCAAGCACAGCCAGUCCGAGUGCGCCGCGCUGGCCCACCACGCACACGAGGCGCCGCCCGGGGCCGUGUCCGGGCCCGACAUGUGGCUCGCGCGCUCCGCCGUGUCACUAGCGGAGCACCGGCGCGCAGGCGUCCCCGCCGAAGACGACGUGCAAGGCCGCCGAGGCCACGGAGGCCGCGGAGGCCAGGGUCGCAGUGCGUCCAUCCUGUGCGUCGUGGAGGAGACGGGGCGCGACGCGGUGCGGGCUGGUGAUGACGCCGUCGAGGACAACGAAGCAGCGGCAGCCUCGCUGUCGGCCGCCCCUGUCCCGCGCCCGCCACUGCACGCGAGUCGCUGGCUCCACUACUCCCCGAAGGGACUCCUGCUUCGCCUGCGUCCGCGCCGAGGCAGCUAGCGAGGAAGCUCCGGCGGGGUCUCCGCGCCAGCCUCCGCGGCCUCCGCGGCCUCCGGCCCGCCCGCGCCCCACGAGCAGCCGCGGCCACCCGCACCCAGCAGGAGCUGCCGUCGCCCGG
This is a messenger RNA of Frankliniella occidentalis (western flower thrips), 895 nucleotides long. RefSeq lists its product as uncharacterized. Lineage: Eukaryota; Metazoa; Arthropoda; Insecta; Thysanoptera; Thripidae. Bases 79 to 777 code for a protein of 232 amino acids. The transcript has 2 exons. The record is from RefSeq and is a predicted model, not a curated record.